AUGUGUUCAAAGAGAGAGCCGUGGAGGUAUUGCCUCUCUCUAGGAGCGGCGGCGUGGACGCAUUCCUUCAUUCUCGCUGUCGCCGGAGCAUGGAACCUCUUGCUGUUCUUGAAUGUCUUCCCGUGGAAAAGAAGCUUAACUGAGGCUGCAGUAGAAGCCUAUGCAAAACGUAGCACAGCAGUUGCAUCGGCUUUGCGUGUUGGCUUUCUUUCCCUCGCCAUUAUCUUCUUGAUGGUCAGUGUUCUUACGGACAUUGCUCUCUGCUUAAAAUCACGGAGAGUGGCCUACGUUUUGGCUUGGAUUAAUAUUUGCAGCUCCUUUGUUGGCUUGAUUCUUCUACUUUACUUGUGGACGGCCUUUGGUAUCAUGCUUCUUUCAGUAAACGCCACUGUGGGCGAAUUGGUGGUAUGGGGUAAUGUGGACUUGCUCUAUGUCAUUCUAACGGCUGUGCCAAUGACGAAGAUUUAUGCAUCAUUAGGGAAUGUUUACGCCGCUGGAGGAACCGGGUUUGAGGGGAAGUCUUUUGAGGAGCUUGUUUCGCCGCAGAAAAAGACUGAAAUUUUGUCUGAAAGGAGCCUGAAAAUGAGUCGCAUUGGUAACUGGAGAGUCGGCCUUUCUCUGGAACAUGGAGCUGUACUCUGGAGUCUGUUUUGCUUGGCAAUUACAAUUCUAGACUUAAGCAUAUUUUGGGUUAAAAUUUCAGAUGACCCAAUGGUAAAAAUGAACCAAAUGGGCAUCAUCUUUCUUGUAGAGGGCAUCACAGCAUUUUUUGCAGCCAUCAGUGCCUUGGCCGGCAGUGCUGCUGGUGCACCCUUUUUCGCCCUCUUAUCUGCCAUUAUAACUGUGCUUGUACUCCCUCUGGCUGUCACAUUGCUGGUGAUGCUCAGUAAACGCCUAAUCUUGGAAGUCGGUGCAAGGCAGAAAGUACUGAUCCUCAACUUUGCGAGCCUGCACGCCAUGGGAGCGCAAAUUAUCUUCAUUUUCCUGGCAUUUUUCGCCACUUCGGCUCUCUGCGGUCUUUUUAACAAACAGACAAAAAAGGAACUAGACUCGGGCGCGGAUCGCUUCCAACGCGUGGACUUGGAAGAGGAGAGCCAGAAGUUGCUCAGUUGUCAGGCUGGCAGUGGGGGCGUAAGAAUCAAGAGCUCCAUAGCCUUAAAAACACCAACAAGUCUAGGGCCCUACCCUGACAUCUGUGUUAUGAGUGGUAGGGGUAUUCAGCCCGUGAAAGAUUUCGCAUACGCGUCAGAACACCCUGCAGCACCUGCCACCGCCGAUCGAUGGAAUGGACACAGACGUUAA
This is a messenger RNA of Cyclospora cayetanensis, 1302 nucleotides long. RefSeq lists its product as uncharacterized. The record is from RefSeq and is a predicted model, not a curated record. The coding region runs from base 1 to 1302 and encodes 433 amino acids. The transcript has 2 exons. NCBI's taxonomy places the organism in Eukaryota, Apicomplexa, Conoidasida, Eucoccidiorida, Eimeriidae.